Microbotryum saponariae is the source of this 972-nucleotide messenger RNA. Lineage: Eukaryota; Fungi; Basidiomycota; Microbotryomycetes; Microbotryales; Microbotryaceae. The record is from the annotation of a GenBank genome assembly.
AUGUCCAAAGACACCUCCACCUCGGACUCCACCUCCACCUCCACCUCCACCUCCACCUCGACCCCCAACCCGUCGACCUCCGCAGCAACAGGCACAACAGGCACAGCAGGCACGACAACCUCCACCACCGACUCCGGAGCGCCCGCGCCGUCGGCUUCCACGGCCAACAGCAGCACCCCCGGCACCACCCAUUCGAACGAUCAUCUGUCCCCUUCCCAACUACGCUCUCGGCUCGAAGCGACGAGGAAGGAGCUGAGGCUCCAAUUGGACAAGAAGCGUAAAGUCGAUCGAGAACUGGUCAGUCCACCCCAGACGAAGCGCAGCUCGACCACCUCUUACCCGCGCACCACUCUGAUCCCGGUUACGUCUCUCGUUCGACAGGCCAAUCUAGAAGCGUCCAUCUAUGGCUUUGAGGGAUCGUACCUCUCCGACGCCUUGUUAUCCAGCACGAUCUCGAACGGCGCGAGCGGAGCGAACCCGGCCUUGACCGGAGCAGGCGUCGGUCAGGCCGCUCAUUUCGGCAACAUCAUCAAAGGCUGUACGUUCUCAAUCCGAACCGAGCUCGCCCCUCGAUCACCCGCUGAUGGGCUUUUCCGAUCGGGUCUCGCAGACGACGCUUACCUCAAAGCGCCUUCCACCUCCACCUCUUCCACCUCCGAUCGCAAACGCUCCCGAGCGAACGAAGAACCCCGACCGGGAGAUCGCAUGUUCUCCAUGUCUUCGGCGACCUACCAAAAAGCAGUCGAAAUGACCGGAGGCGUAGUCGCUGUCUUACCUACCGCGCCGGGGACGACGACGGGAGCGGCGAAAGAGGGGACCCGUAAAGGGGCCGUCGAUAGUGAUGACGAUGGCGAGGGGGACACGACCGCUACGGCAGGAAGCGGACGUGGAACCGGCACAGGCACGGCUGGUGGUGGUGGAGGUGGUGGUGGAUCAAGUAGCAGUGCGGCGAAUCGAAAGAGGAGGAGAUGA